CUGCCGAGUGCAGACGUGUCUAACCGUUUUUUCCGUGAUAAAUAAAAUCGAUCGAAAAAUAAAAGAUUGUGCAAAGUUUGCGAGCUUAAUAUCUCCGUCUGAAGUGAAUUUCCCAUUCGGUAUUGGCGAUGGGAGACUCGCUGGAAGCGACCGUGGGCAGCAUGGGCAGCGAUCCGCCCCAGUCCGUGGUGGACGCCGAGUCGGUCGCCAUCAUGGACUACGACGGCUUCACCAACUACAUCCGAAAGGCGGUGACCAUUCUGCUGCCGGAGGAGGACGUCGUUCCGGUGCCGCUGAAUGCCGCCCUCGACGAUUCGUCCAACCAGGAGUGCAUCCGGAAGUUUCUGAGCGAUCCGCAAACUCAGGCCCUGUACAUCCAGCGGUCCUGUUUUAAGGAUGAUGAAAAUGAAGCGCCGACCGAAGGAGAAGAGGAGAAAGAUGCCGUGACGUACUACAUCAGCAACGAUGUGCACUUUUCCAACCAACGAAUGGCUUCGUUGGUUUGCAUCAAGCGUGGUAUGGUGAUCGAAGCGGACAAGUCGAUCCAUUCCCAGAUCCGGUUGAUUAACUUUUCCGAGGGUUCGCCGUACGAGACGUUGCAUUCGUACAUCAGCAAAACGUUGGCUCCGUACUUCAAAAGCUACGUCAAGGAAUCAGGCCGCGCGGAUCGCGAUGGCGAUAAAAUGGCACCCUCGGUUGAGAAGAAGCUUGCCGAGCUGGAAAUGGGUUUGUUGCAUUUGCAGCAGAACAUCGACAUUCCGGAGGUUACCUUGAACAUUAACGGUACCGUAGCGCAGGUUGUGAAGAAAUGCGCUGACGAAGGCCGCAAGGCUAAGAUAACUGAUUUUGGCGAUAAGGUUGAGGAUUCGACUUUCUUGAACACGCUGCAGAAUGGUGUCAAUCGUUGGAUCAAGGAGAUUCAGAAGGUUACCAAGUUGGAUCGUGACCCUUCUUCGGGAACGGCUCUGCAGGAGAUAUCCUUCUGGUUGAACCUGGAACGGGCGUUGCAUCGUAUUCAGGAGAAACGCGAAUCACCGGAAGUUGCACUCACCCUGAACAUUUUGAAACAUGGUAAACGAUUCCACGCGACCGUUUCCUUUGACACCGAUACCGGAUUGAAGCAGACCUUAGCGAUGGUAGCCGAUUACAACCCGCUGAUGAAGGAUUUCCCGAUCAAUGAUUUGCUGUCGGCUACCGAACUGGACAAGAUUCGUCAAGCCGUUCUAUCGAUCUUCAAUCAUCUGCGCAAGAUCCGUAGCACCAAGUAUCCGAUUCAACGUUGCCUACGACUGAUUGAAGCCAUUUCCCGGGAUCUCAGCCAGCAGCUAUUGAAGGUGCUCGGAACUCGCCGGCUGAUGCAUAUUCCAUUUGACGAGUUUGAACGUGUGAUGAACCAAUGCUUCGAGGUGUUCAGUUGUUGGGAUGAUGAGUACGACAAACUGCAGGGAAUCCUACGCGAUAUCGUCAAGAAGAAGCGAGACGAACACAUCAAGAUGGUUUGGCGCAUUGCUCCGGCGCACAAGAAGCUACAGCAACGCAUGGAACAUAUGCGCAAGUUCCGUCGUCAGCACGAGCAGCUUCGUACCGUCAUUGUUCGGGUUCUGCGUCCGGCCCGCCAACCCACUGGAAUGUCCGGCGGUGGAGACACCACAAUCGCCGAUCCCAAGCAACCUUACAGCUUGGACACUGCCGAUGCUAACGCAAUCGAAGAGGUCAAUCUGGCCUACGAGAACGUGAAGGAGAUCGAGUGCUUGGAUAUUUCCAAGGAAGGCUCCGAAGCGUGGGAUGCCGCAAUCAAGCGAUACGAGGAACGAAUCGAUCGCGUUGAGACGCGCAUCACUGCCCAUCUGCGCGAUCAGCUGGGAACGGCCAAAAAUGCCAACGAAAUGUUCCGCAUAUUCUCGCGCUUCAAUGCCCUGUUUGUGCGUCCUCAUAUCCGAGGAGCGAUCCGAGAGUAUCAAACACAGCUGAUUCAGCGUGUCAAAGAUGACAUCGAGGCUCUGCAUGAGAAGUUUAAGGUUCAAUACCCUCAAAGCAAGAGCUGUCGCCUGUCGGUCGUCCGCGAUCUUCCCCCGGUGGCAGGUUCCAUCAUUUGGGCCCGUCAGAUCGAUAACCAGCUGACGAUGUAUCUGAAACGUGUGGAAGACGUGCUCGGCAAGGGUUGGGAGUCUCAUAUUGAUGGGCAAAAGUUGAAGGCCGACGGUGAUAGCUUCCGUGCGAAGCUGUCCACGGCGGAAGUGUUCCAGGAAUGGGCACGCAAGGUACAGGAGCGCAACACCGGAAUCACCGGGCGAAUCUUCCUGAUUGAAUCCACUCGCUCCCGUACCGGUCGUGGCAACACCCUGCGGUUGCGCGUAAACUUCCUUCCGGAAAUCAUCACCCUGUACAAGGAAGUACGCAACCUGAAGAGCCUGGGAUUCCGCGUACCGUUGGCCAUUGUCAACAAAGCUCACCAGGCGAAUCAACUGUAUCCGUUUGCCAUUUCGCUGAUUGAAAGCGUCCGCACCUACGAGCGUACACUGGAAAAGCUAACAAAUAGGAGUUUAGCACAAAAUUCAGUAUUCAAGAUCGAGGAUCGCGCCAGCAUCAUCCCGUUGGUGGCCGGAUUGCGCAAGGAGGUGCUCGCCCUAAUCUCCGAGGGUAUCGCCCUGGUUUGGGAGAGCUACAAGCUGGAUCCGUACGUCCAACGGCUGUCGGAGAAUGUAACUUCCUUCCAGGAGAAGGUCGAAGAUCUGCUGGUCGUCGAAGAACAGCUGGAUGUCGAUGUUCGUUCGCUGGAGACGUGCCCGUACAGUGCGGCGACGUUUGCCGAUAUUCUGUCCAAGAUCCAGCAUGCCGUCGAUGAUCUGUCGCUGAAGCAGUACUCCAAUCUGCACGUUUGGGUUGCCCGCCUGGAUGAGGAAGUUGAGAAAAAGCUGGCCGCCAGGCUGCAAGCCGGUAUCCAGGCCUGGACCGAUGCGUUGACGGGAAACAAGAAAGAAGUCGAUCUGUCGAUGGAUACGGAUGCUCCGGUACAGCCGACCAUCAAACCGGGUGGCGAUCCACAGAUUCAGAAAGCGAUCCACGAGAUCCGUAUCACCAACCAGCAGAUGUAUCUCUACCCGUCGAUCGAGGAAGCUCGAUUCCAAAUCAUGCAGCAGCUGUUUGCAUGGGAAGCAAUCGUUACGUCGCAAACCCGGCUGCAGAGUUCUCGCUAUCAGGUUGGAUUGGACAAGCCUGUUUCGCAGACGUACAGGAAUCUUCUGACAAAGUUGCCCGGAGGUUCGGAUCCAUUGGAGGGAAGUUACGGUGCAAUCGAGAAUCAGAUGUCCGAAGUUCGUAACUACGUCGAUGAAUGGCUUCGCUAUCAGAGUUUGUGGGAUCUACAGGCCGAUACCUUAUACGGUCGUCUGGGCGAGGACAUCAAUCUUUGGAUCAAGUGUUUGAAUGACAUCAAGAAGUCGCGUACGACUUUCGAUACUUCGGAUACUCGUCGUGCUUACGGUCCGAUUGUCAUUGAUUAUGCUAAGGUGCAGGCGAAGGUCACGCUGAAGUACGAUUCCUGGCAUAAGGAAGCGUUGAGCAAGUUCGGACAGCUGUUGGGUAACGAGAUGAGCACUUUCCACGGUAAGGUGUCCAAGAGCCGCAGCGAUCUGGAGCAGCAAAGUAUUGAAGCUGCCAGCACGUCCGAUGCAGUUUGCUUCAUCACGUAUGUGCAGUCGCUAAAGAAGGAGAUGCUAGUUUGGGACAAGCAGGUGGAAGUGUACCGUGAAGCCCAGAGAAUCCUCGAGCGUCAACGUUUCCAAUUCCCGAACAAUUGGUUGCAUGUGGAUAACAUCGAAGGAGAGUGGUCCGCUUUCAACGAGAUUAUGAAACGUAAGGAUUCCGCUAUCCAAACGCAGGUUGCCAGUUUGCAGGCCAAGAUCGUUGCCGAAGACAAGGCCGUAGAGUCGAGAACGUUGGACUUCCUGAACGAUUGGGAAAAGAACAAACCAACCGGUGGACGUACCCGUCCGGAUGAUGCUUUGCAGCAAUUGCACAUCUUCGAGACUAAAUUCUCCCGAUUGAAGGAAGAGCGUGACAACGUAGCCAAAGCCAAGGAAGCUCUGGAACUACAGGAAUCUGCCGUUCCAAACAACAGCACCGAACGUAUGUGUGUGGUUUUGGAAGAACUCCAGGACUUGCGUGGAGUAUGGAGUGAGCUCUCCAAGAUCUGGGCUCAGAUUGAUGAGACACGCGAGAAGCCGUGGUUGUCGGUGCAGCCUCGCAAGCUCCGUCAAUCGCUGGAAGCCAUGAUGAACCAACUGAAGGAUCUACCGGCCCGUUUGAGAAUGUACGAAAGCUACGAAUAUGUGAAGAAGCUACUGCAGAGCUAUAUCAAGGUGAACAUGAUGAUUGUUGAAUUGAAGUCCGAUGCCCUGAAGGAGCGUCACUGGAAGCAACUGACCAAGCAGCUACGCGUAAGCUGGGUCCUAUCAGACCUGACACUCGGACAGGUCUGGGACGUGAACCUCCUGAAGAACGAAUCCAUUGUCAAGGAUAUCAUAUUGGUCGCACAAGGAGAAAUGGCGCUGGAGGAGUUCUUGAAACAGGUUCGUGAGAGCUGGCAGAACUACGAACUGGACUUGAUCAACUACCAGAACAAAUGCAGGAUCAUUCGUGGAUGGGACGACUUAUUCAACAAGGUUAAGGAGCAUAUCAACUCGGUGGCAGCUAUGAAACUGUCUCCGUACUACAAGGUGUUCGAGGAGGAAGCGCUAACCUGGGAGGAGAAAUUGAACCGUAUCAAUUCGCUGUUCGAUGUGUGGAUCGAUGUUCAGCGUCGCUGGGUCUACCUGGAGGGUAUUUUCUCCGGAAGCGCUGAUAUUAAGGUGUUGCUGCCGGUGGAAACUUCCCGUUUCCAAAGCAUCAGUUCGGAGUUCCUUGGACUGAUGAAGAAGGUUGCCAAGUCGCCUAAGGUUAUGGACGUACUGAACAUCCCAGCCGUGCAGAGAUCGCUGGAACGUUUGGCCGAUUUGCUGGGCAAGAUCCAGAAAGCCCUGGGAGAGUACUUGGAACGCGAGAGAACUUCUUUCCCGCGGUUCUACUUUGUUGGAGACGAAGAUUUGCUGGAAAUUAUCGGUAACAGCAAGAAUGUGGCUCGUCUGCAAAAGCAUUUCAAGAAGAUGUUUGCCGGCGUUGCUUCGAUACUACUGAACGAGGACAAUACGGUUAUUCUGGGUAUCGCUUCUAGAGAAGGCGAGGAGGUGAAGUUUAUCAAGCCGGUGUCGACGAUUGAUCAUCCGAAGAUCAACGAAUGGUUGACUCUGGUCGAGAAGGAAAUGCGAUUCACUUUGGCUUCUUACUUGGCUCAAGCUGUCCAAGACAUCAAGCAGUUCAAGGACGAGAUCGACCCGCAGAAAUAUAUGGAGUGGUGUGACAAAUACCAAGCUCAGAUUGUGGUGUUGGCUGCUCAGAUUUUGUGGUCCGAAGACGUGGAAGCAGCUCUGCAGCAAGCAUCAGAUAGCCCGGGUAAUAAAUCCCCAAUGCACCGUGUGUUAAUCACCGUCGAAACAACACUGAACGUACUGGCUGAUUCGGUUCUUCAAGAGCAGCCGCAGCUCCGACGCAAAAAAUUGGAGCAUCUGAUCAACGAGUUCGUACACAAACGUACCGUAACCCGUCGUUUGAUCAACCAUGGCGUGAACAAUCCAAAGUCCUUCCACUGGCUGUGCGAGAUGCGUUUCUACUUCGAUCCUCGCCAAACGGAAGUGCUGCAACAGUUGACGAUUCACAUGGCCAAUGCUCGUUUCUACUAUGGCUUCGAGUAUCUCGGCGUGCAGGAUCGCCUGGUUCAAACACCGUUGACCGAUCGUUGCUACCUAACCAUGACGCAAGCACUGGAAGCCCGACUCGGUGGAUCACCGUUCGGACCAGCCGGUACCGGUAAGACGGAAUCGGUGAAGGCUCUCGGUAAUCAGCUGGGUCGCUUCGUGCUCGUGUUCAACUGCGACGAAACGUUCGACUUCCAGGCCAUGGGUCGUAUCUUUGUCGGUUUGUGCCAGGUCGGCGCGUGGGGUUGCUUCGAUGAGUUCAAUCGUCUGGAGGAACGUAUGCUUUCGGCCGUUUCGCAGCAAAUCCAAACCAUCCAGGAAGCGCUCAAAUCGCAGCAGGAGGGUAAGAUGAAGGAUGCGCAGAGCAUUACCGUCGAGUUGGUCGGCAAGCAGGUUCGCGUGUCCACCGAUAUGGCCAUCUUCAUCACCAUGAAUCCUGGCUAUGCUGGACGUUCCAAUCUGCCGGACAAUUUGAAGAAGCUGUUCCGUUCGCUUGCUAUGACCACCCCGGAUCGCCAGCUGAUUGCCGAAGUUAUGCUGUUCAGUCAGGGUUUCCGUACGGCGGAGAAACUUGCCUGCAAGAUAGUACCAUUCUUCAAACUGUGCGACGAACAACUAUCCAACCAAUCGCACUACGAUUUCGGUCUUCGUGCACUGAAAUCCGUACUGGUGUCGGCUGGUAAUGUGAAACGUGACCGCAUCAUGAAGAUCAAGGAAACAAUGAAGAACCGUGGGGAAGAGAACAUCGACGAGGCAUCCAUUGCGGAAAAUCUUCCGGAACAGGAGAUUCUGAUUCAGUCGGUUUGCGAAACCAUGGUACCGAAGCUGGUCGCAGAGGAUAUUCCGCUGUUGUUCUCGCUGCUGAGCGACGUGUUCCCGAACGUAGGCUACACCAGGGCCGAAAUGAAGGGACUGAAGGACGAAAUCCGCAAAGUUUGCGCCGAGGAGUACCUGGUCUGCGGAGAAGGCGACGAACAGGGAGGCGCUUGGAUGGAGAAGGGAGUCGGUGAAACAUGGGUGGACAAAGUUCUUCAACUGUACCAAAUCUCCAAUCUCAAUCACGGUCUCAUGAUGGUCGGUCCGUCCGGUUCCGGUAAGUCUACCGCUUGGAGAGUGCUACUGAAGGCGCUGGAACGUUUCGAAGGCAUCGAGGGUGUUGCCCACGUUAUCGAUCCCAAGGCAAUUUCCAAGGAAACCUUGUACGGUGUGCUGGAUCCGAACACUCGCGAGUGGACGGACGGUUUGUUUACUCACAUUCUGCGUAAAAUCAUCGAUAACGUACGUGGUGAAAUCAACAAACGUCAGUGGAUCAUUUUCGAUGGUGACGUAGAUCCUGAAUGGGUUGAAAAUUUGAACUCCGUGCUGGAUGACAACAAGCUUCUGACGUUGCCGAACGGUGAACGUCUAUCGCUUCCGCCGAACGUAAGAAUUAUGUUCGAAGUCCAGGACUUGAAGUAUGCCACCUUGGCUACUGUAUCUCGGUGCGGUAUGGUUUGGUUCUCCGAGGAUGUCCUGUCAACUGAAAUGAUCUUUGAAAACUACAUGUCGCGAUUGAAGAACAUUCCAUUGGAAGAUGGCGAAGAUGAGAGCUUCACCACUCAGUCCAAGAGUGCGGAGAAGGACGAUGAGUUGACUCCGGCCUUGCAAACGCAGCGAGAAAUGGCAUCUCUUUUCCAUCCAUAUUUCACUUCGGAUGGUUUGGUUGUGCGCUGCUUGGAGUAUGCUAUGGGUCAAGAACAUAUCAUGGACUUCACUAGGCUGCGUGCUUUGAGCUCACUGUUCUCAAUGUUGAACCAGGGAGUACGAAACGUGUUGAACUUCAACCAACAACAUUCGGAUUUCCCUGUCCCACCGGAACAGCUAGAACAAUACAUCCCAAAGUUGCUGAUCUAUUCCCUGCUGUGGUCGUUUGCUGGUGAUGCUAAGCUUAAAGUCCGCUCCGAUCUAGGCGACUUUGUCAGAAGUGUAACAACGAUCAAUUUGCCAGUCCAAUCUGGCAAUCCAAUCAUCGACUACGAAGUGAACCUUCAAGGUGAAUGGGCUCCAUGGUCCAACAAGGUUCCGGUUAUCGAAGUGGAAACUCACAAAGUAGCUGCCCCGGAUGUUGUCGUUCCCACACUGGACACCGUGCGUCACGAAUCGCUGCUGUACACUUGGCUCGCCGAACAUAAGCCACUGGUACUCUGUGGUCCACCAGGUUCCGGUAAAACCAUGACUCUGUUCUCGGCUCUCCGUGCCCUUCCUGAUAUGGAAGUGGUAGGUUUGAACUUCUCGUCGGCCACCACUCCUGAAUUGCUGCUGAAGACGUUCGACCAUUACUGCGAAUACCGCAAGACACCGAAUGGAGUCAUUCUGGCGCCGGUCCAACUCGGCAAGUGGCUUGUCCUAUUCUGCGACGAAAUCAAUUUGCCCGAUAUGGAUUCGUACGGUACACAACGCGUCAUCUCCUUCUUGCGGCAGUUGGUGGAACACAAAGGCUUCUACCGUGCCGCCGAUCAAUCCUGGGUGUCGCUUGAGCGUAUCCAAUUCGUGGGAGCUUGUAAUCCACCUACGGAUCCGGGUCGUAAGCCGCUGUCUCAUCGCUUCUUACGCCACGUUCCCAUCAUUUACGUGGACUACCCUGGCGAGACCUCACUCAAGCAAAUCUACGGUACGUUCAGCCGGGCUAUGUUGCGUCUGAUGCCGAACCUUCGCGGUUACGCCGAACCACUCACCAACGCCAUGGUGGAAUUUUACCUGUCAUCCCAGGAUCGCUUCACGCAAGAUAUGCAACCGCACUACGUUUAUUCGCCGCGUGAGAUGACACGUUGGGUACGAGGUAUUUGCGAAGCUAUCCGACCGCUGGACAAUCUGCCCGUUGAGGGAUUGGUCCGUUUGUGGGCCCAUGAAGCGCUUCGACUGUUCCAGGAUCGUCUGGUGGAGGAAUCCGAACGUCGUUGGACAAACGAGAACAUUGAUUUGGUCGCGAUGAAGCACUUCCCUAGCGUGGAUCGCGAGAAGGCUCUGGAGCGACCGAUCCUUUACAGCAACUGGCUGUCCAAGGACUAUACGCCGGUCAAUCGGUCUGAGCUGCGAGACUACGUUAAGGCACGUCUCAAAGUGUUCUACGAAGAAGAACUGGACGUUCCGCUGGUGCUGUUCGACGAAGUUCUGGAACAUGUUCUGAGAAUCGAUCGUAUUUUCCGUCAACCGCAGGGACAUCUGCUGUUAAUUGGUGUCUCGGGAGCUGGCAAAACUACACUAUCGCGCUUUGUUGCCUGGAUGAAUGGACUGUCGAUCUUCCAGAUCAAGGUUCACAACAAGUAUACCAGUGAGGACUUUGAUGAAGAUUUGCGUUGCGUGCUGCGUCGUUCCGGUUGCAAGGACGAGAAGAUUGCAUUCAUUUUGGACGAAUCGAACGUGCUGGACUCUGGCUUCUUGGAACGUAUGAACACACUGUUGGCGAACGGUGAAGUUCCUGGAUUGUUCGAGGGCGAUGAAUACACGACGCUGAUGACGCAAUGUAAGGAGGGAGCCCAACGCGAAGGACUCAUGUUGGAUUCCAGUGACGAGCUGUAUAAGUGGUUCACCCAACAGGUCAUGCGCAAUUUGCAUGUUGUCUUCACCAUGAAUCCGUCUACCGAUGGACUGAAGGAUCGUGCGGCUACGUCGCCGGCUUUGUUCAAUCGUUGCGUGCUGAAUUGGUUCGGUGAUUGGUCCGACUCGGCCCUGUUCCAAGUGGGUAAGGAGUUCACCGUGCGAGUGGAUCUGGACAAACCGACCUGGACUGCACCGGACUUCUUCCCGGCUGCUUGUCCUCUCAUCAACAAUACACCAUCGCAUCGGGAUGCCGUCAUCAAUGCAUGUGUGUACGUUCACCAGACGCUACACAAGGCCAAUACACGGCUGGCCAAACGCGGCGGCCGCACGAUGGCCAUUACACCCCGGCACUAUUUGGACUUUAUUCAUCACUUUGUCAAACUUUACUCGGAGAAACGAAGCGAUCUGGAGGAACAGCAGCUGCACUUGAAUGUCGGUCUGAACAAGAUUGCCGAAACGGUCGAACAGGUUGAAGAAAUGCAAAAGUCGCUGGCGGUUAAGUCUCAGGAAUUGCAAGCGAAGAACGAGGCUGCCAACGCUAAGCUGAAGCAGAUGUUCAAGGACCAACAGGAAGCGGAAAAGAAGAAGGUUCAGUCGCAGGAGAUCCAGCAACAGCUAGCAGAGCAAACCAUUAAAAUCGAAGAGAAACGCAAGGACGUCAUGGCCGAUCUGGCGCAGGUCGAACCGGCUGUCAUCGACGCCCAAGCAGCUGUGAGCAAUAUUAAGAAGAAGCAGUUGGCCGAAGUUCGUACGAUGGCCAAUCCACCGGCACCGGUAAAGCUGGCGCUGGAAUCGGUCUGUUUGCUCCUCGGGGAGGACGACCGCGGUGGAGAUUGGAAAGCAAUCCGUGGCAUACUGGUUAAGGACAGUUUCAUUACGUCCAUCGUCAAGUUUGACACAUCACAGUUAACCGAUGACGUUCGCGAAAAGAUGAAGGCCAGAUAUCUGAGCAAUCCGGACUACAACUUCGAGAAGGUGAACCGUGCUUCCAUGGCUUGCGGUCCUAUGGUUAAAUGGGCCAUCGCUCAGGUCGAAUAUGCCGAUAUGUUGAAACGCGUCGAGCCACUUCGGGACGAGCUCAGCUCUCUGGAACGGCGUGCCGAUACCAACAUCAAGCACGGUCAGGAAGUGAAGGAACUCAUCACCCAGCUCGAGCAGAGUAUCGCCUCGUACAAGGAGGAAUACGCUCAGCUCAUCUCCCAGGCGCAGGCCAUCAAGACCGAUCUGGAGAACGUUCAGGCCAAGGUUGACCGUUCAAUUGCUCUACUGAAGAGUUUGGUCAUCGAACGGGAACGUUGGGAAGCGACGAGCGAAACGUUCCGUUCGCAAAUGUCAACGAUCCUCGGAGACGUUCUGCUAUCUGCAGCGUUCAUCGCGUACGGUGGAUACUUCGAUCAACACUACCGUAGCAAUCUGUUCUCAACCUGGUGUCAGCAUCUGCAAGCCGCUAGCAUACAAUUCCGGGCGGACAUCGCACGGACCGAGUAUCUAUCCAAUCCGGACGAGAGACUUCGUUGGCAGGCCAAUGCUCUUCCGACGGACGAUCUUUGUACUGAAAAUGCGAUCAUGUUGAAACGCUUCAACCGAUACCCGUUGAUCAUCGAUCCAUCCGGACAGGCAACGGAGUUCAUCAUGAACGAAUUCAAAGAUAAGAAAAUCACCAAAACUAGCUUCCUCGACGAUUCAUUCCGUAAGAAUCUCGAAUCGGCCCUGCGUUUCGGUAAUCCACUGCUGGUACAGGACGUCGAAAACUACGAUCCUAUUCUGAACCCGGUGCUGAACCGUGAACUACGCCGUACUGGUGGACGUGUGUUGAUCACUCUUGGCGAUCAGGACAUUGAUUUAUCACCAUCGUUCGUGAUCUUCCUGUCAACGCGUGAUCCAACGGUGGAAUUCCCGCCAGACAUUUGCUCACGAGUAACAUUUGUCAACUUUACCGUUACGAGAAGUUCUCUGCAGUCGCAGUGCUUGAACCAGGUAUUGAAGGCCGAACGACCGGAUAUCGACGAGAAGCGAUCCGAUCUGCUGAAACUGCAGGGAGAGUUCCACUUGAGAUUGCGUCAACUGGAGAAGAGUUUGCUGCAGGCAUUGAACGAUGCCAAGGGUAAGAUCUUGGACGACGACUCCGUCAUCACCACCCUGGAAACGCUGAAGAAGGAAGCUGCCGAUAUCGGCCAGAAGGUUGAAGAAACCGACAAGGUUAUCGGUGAAAUUGAGACUGUGUCCCAGCAAUACCUGUCUCUGUCGCAGGCUUGCAGUAACAUCUACUUCACGAUGGAUAGCUUGAACCAGGUGCACUUCCUCUAUCAAUAUUCGCUGAAAAUGUUCCUGGAUAUCUUCAGCACCGUAUUGCACAACAAUCCCAAGCUGGAAGGCAAGACCGAUCAUACCGGUCGAUUGUCUAUAAUAACCUACGAUCUGUAUCGAGUAUGCUACGAUCGCGUUGCUCGUGGUAUGCUGCAUGCCGAUCGUCUCACGUUUGCUAUACUGCUUUGCCGAAUCCAUCUCAAGGGAACGUUCGAAGCGAAUCUGGACCAAGAGUUCAACUUCUUCCUACGCAACAAAGAAGGUUUGAUCUCCUCUUCUAACCACAUCGAUGGCGUCAGCGCCGAGCAGCUAGAGUCGGUCACUCGGCUUUCCAGCCGUCUGUCCAUCUUCCGAAAAUUGCUGGACAAGAUUCAAUCCAUGCCGGAACUGGCCGCCUGGUUGCAGCAAGGUUCUCCAGAACAAAACGUACCGAACCUCUGGGAUGAAUCUAAGGCCCUAUCCGCGGUCUCUGCCUCUAUGCAUCAGCUUCUGCUGAUCCAAGCAUUCAGACCCGAUCGGGUCAUUGCCGCGGCUCACAUUUUCGUAUCCACAGUCCUGGGAGAAGACUUUAUGCCUCAAGCCGAAAAGGAACUUGACUUCUCGACCUGUGUGGAAAAAGAACUCACCAGCAACACUCCUGCUCUGCUCUGUUCGGUCACCGGCUACGACGCUUCGUCUCGUGUGGAUGAUUUAGCCGUCGAAUUAAACAAACAAAUUACCAGUAUCGCUAUUGGUUCUGCCGAAGGUUUCAAUCAAGCCGAACGAGUUAUCAACAUGGCGUGCAAAACUGGACGGUGGGUCCUGCUCAAGAACGUACAUCUCGCCCCUCAAUGGCUUGUACAGUUGGAAAAGAAACUCCACUCUCUUCAACCGCAUGCCGGUUUCCGACUGUUCCUUACCAUGGAAGUCAAUCCGAAGGUUCCAGUCAACCUUCUUCGAGCUGGUCGCAUCUUCGUUUACGAACCUCCACCAGGCAUUCGGGCUAACUUGCUGCGUACAUUCUCUACGGUUCCGGCCGGUCGCAUGAUGAAACAGCCUAGUGAACGCGCUCGUCUAUAUUUCCUGCUAUCCUGGUUCCACGCUAUCGUACAGGAACGUUUGCGCUAUGUACCGCUGGGAUGGGCUAAGAAAUACGAAUUCAAUGAAUCGGAUCUACGCGUUGCUUGCGACACCUUGGAUACUUGGAUUGAUGCUACUGCUAUGGGCCGGACCAAUCUCCCCCCGGAGAAGGUUCCAUGGGAUGCCUUGGUAACUCUGCUCUCACAGAGCAUCUACGGUGGCAAGAUCGACAACGACUUUGAUCAGCGCCUGCUGUCAUCGUUCCUAUCCAAACUGUUUACCGCUCAUAGUUUCGAGGCUGAGUUCGCUUUGGUUGCCAAUGUGGACGGUGUUGCCGGUGGACCGAAUGGUCAACGUCACAUCACCAUGCCCGACGGUACACGCCGGGAUCAUUUCCUCAAGUGGAUCGAAGCGUUGGCAGAUCGCCAAACACCAUCCUGGCUGGGAUUGCCAAAUAAUGCCGAGAAGGUUCUUUUGACCACCCGUGGAACUGAUUUAGUCAGCAAACUGCUAAAGAUGCAACAACUAGAGGACGACGACGAGCUCGCUUAUAGUAAUGAUGAAAGUUUGGAUGCGGUUCAGACUCGUCAGGAAGACGGACGGCCAUCGUGGAUGAAGACAUUGCAUAACAGCGCUCUUACCUGGCUGCAACUGUUGCCGAAGCAGUUGGCUACAUUGAAACGAACUGUGGAGAACAUCAAGGACCCGCUCUAUCGCUAUUUCGAACGUGAAGUCUCAUCCGGAGCGAAGCUUCUGCAAACCGUAGUUAGCGAUCUGCAGGAUGUAGUGUACAUCUGUCAGGGUGAAAAGAAACAGACCAACUACCACCGUACUAUGCUCAGCGAGCUGGUCAGAGGUAUUCUUCCCGCUGGAUGGAGACGCUACACUGUUCCCGUAGGCUGUACGGUCAUCCAAUGGGUUACUGAUUUUAGCCACAGGGUACUCCAGCUGCAAAAGGUGUCCAUGCUGGUUUCGCAAGCUGGUGCCAAGGAGCUACAGAGCUUCCCUGUUUGGUUGGGUGGUCUGUUUAAUCCGGAGGCAUACAUUACGGCCACUCGUCAAUGUGUUGCGCAAGCGAACAGUUGGUCCCUGGAGGAGCUGACCCUAAACGUCACCAUUACGGAGAACGGUUCCGACGGAUUCGAUAAUCUCAAAGACAGCAGCUUCGGUAUUUCCGGACUGAAACUACAAGGCGCCCAGUGUAAGAACAACCAACUGUUGUUAACGUCGGCCAUCAUGACCGAACUGCCGUUGACGUUGCUCAAAUGGUCACGUAUCGAUGCCGAAACUGCCCGGGCAACGAAGCUGACGCUUCCAGUUUAUUUGAACUCCACGAGGACCGAGCUUCUGUUCACGGUUGAUAUGACUGUAGCUCCAGGACAGGAUCCACACAGCUUCUACGAGCGCGGUGUUGCUGUGCUGGCUUCGACUGCAUUGAAUUAAUACGGAAACGCUUGAUUAUGCGUAAUUAUAUCAAAUUGUCUGCAUAUUUAAAUAAAAUAUUCGAUGAAAAUAUUUAUCACGUGGGUUCAAGGUUUAGACAUCAUUGGGACUAUGAUACUAAUAGCUUAUAUAUCCAAUUUAAAC
Ochlerotatus camptorhynchus is the source of this 14324-nucleotide messenger RNA. RefSeq names its product dynein heavy chain, cytoplasmic (gene Dhc64C). The record is from RefSeq and is a predicted model, not a curated record. NCBI's taxonomy places the organism in Eukaryota, Metazoa, Arthropoda, Insecta, Diptera, Culicidae. Gene Ontology annotation, biological process: microtubule-based movement. Gene Ontology annotation, molecular function: dynein light intermediate chain binding; ATP binding; ATP hydrolysis activity. Bases 129 to 14180 code for a protein of 4683 amino acids. The transcript has 12 exons. Gene Ontology annotation, cellular component: axonemal dynein complex.